AUGAAGAGCCUAACCGUUUUGCUUGCUGAUAUUGCGAUCGUGAAUCGUCGAAACAACGACUGGAAUAAUGUCCUUUGUAUCGGUCAUUUGCCUGAUCGUUUCUAUAAUAAGAUCCAAAGGAUGAAAUUCACACACGCAGUGACAAACGUGGAUUACAAUGAUCACGAAACAGAAGAAGACGCCCCGAGUUAUUCGAAUACAAUCGUCAUAGAUUGUCAUAACAUGACCCAUUUUGAAAUGUCAGUUAAGAAAAUUCUGAAGAACCCGUACUGGCAUCCUCACGCUAACAUUAUAGUUUAUUAUCGCGAAAAAGAUAAUAUGUUGGACGUUGCGAAAAUAUUCUUUAUUCUCUGGUUUUACAAAGCCUGCAAUAUAGUUAUCGCACAAUUUGAUCGCGAUGAUAACUCAUUCUUUGUCCACAAUUUCAGUCCGUUCAUAAGCGAAAAAUACACACUACAAAGACACUUCGGUUGUUGGAAAGUAAAGUAUUUAGGUUCGCCGGUUCGAAGUUUUAAAACGUCAUUCGAAUGUGAGGAAACUUGCGACAAUGUUACUCUACAUUCCGCGUAUCGAGCAAACAAUUUAGGUACAUGCUUGGGAAUCGAUACUCUAAAGUUAUCGUUCUUUGAGCGGCAACACAUCAAACAGGUUAAUUUGUUUGAAGACAAAGGCUCAAAUUUGCACGGCUACACACUCAGAACCUAUACAGUUGAAGUACCACCCUUUAUGAUGAUCGAUGAACACGAAAACGGCACUUUUACAAUUGGUGGUCGAGAUGGAAGCAUCUGGAACUUGCUAUCCAAACUUAUGAACUUUUCCAUUGAUCUGUCUCCUAGUGUCGAUGACAUGAAAAAACCGUUUAAUUUCGAGUUAACUAUUCAACAAGUAUUCUCUUACACUCUUCGGAAAGGUGAUUUGUAUCUGAUUCCUAUUUAUCAGUUCGAUAUACCUGUAAUACAAGUUGAUAAUACGUUUCCUGUAAAAGAUAGCGGUGUUUGCUUCGCCGCACACCGAGCUAAAUUUUCGAAGAUUACUUAUGAUAUAAACCUUUUCUUUGAAAACUACGUUUUUCUGUUGCAAUUUUUCUUUUGCUUCUUGAGCGUUUGGUUUACUUUUGUUUUGUUUAGUGCCAUAGAAAGAAGAGAAUUGCGUUUCGACCAAAUAGGAAAGGAUUAUUUGAAUUGCCUGAGGAAUAUUCUUUUGAUAAGUCUAUACAAGCCACCGCAGCUCUGGUCCUUUCGCGUUUUCCUAACGAUAUCUAUUUGGAGCUUCUUUAUAUUGAGUUUUGCUUCUCAGGCCGCUAUUAUUUCGUUCUUCACGGCACUUAAAAGAGGUAAAGAGGUCAAUACUUUCGAGGACAUAAUUGAAAAAGGUUAUCCGAUUGAGGGCAUGGCUUCUCCAGACGUUGUUCUUCCAGAUACAGAAGAAAAGUUUCAAAAAAUUAAUUCAAAAAUUGUUCCUAUUCUCGAUAUAUAUGGCUGUAUUCAACGCAUGAAUAACGAAACCCAUCUUUUUUGUCUGAUCGACUGCGCAAUAGGGCGUUAUUUGGAAAGAAAUCUAUUAAAUGAAUACGGAGAGCAGUAUCUACACAUACCAAAGGAUAGAAUUCAUAGUUAUUAUUUAAAUAUCAUAUUCCCGAAACAUUCCGUGCUGACUGAACGAUAUAAUAAGUACAUGAUGAUAUUUAUUGAAGCGGGUCUCGUCCACAAGUGGGAACAAUAUAAAUUCAAUCAAAUAAAAACGGAAGGGAUUGUUAAACCUCUUAACAUGCAAGAUUUUAAAGAGUAUAAGGAUCAGAAACGUAUACACAGUGACCCUUUAUCUUCUUCACUAGACAAAAUUAUUAAGAAAACUCUAUAG
Messenger RNA from Bombyx mandarina (wild silkworm), 1860 nucleotides. RefSeq lists its product as uncharacterized. The record is from RefSeq and is a predicted model, not a curated record. NCBI's taxonomy places the organism in Eukaryota, Metazoa, Arthropoda, Insecta, Lepidoptera, Bombycidae.